GAAGCUCCCCGCAACGCUAAUAAUUCGCACGUAGAAUACCGGAUAGAAGGAAAUUGUUGCGCAGCAAUGGAGACUGGCACGCCAAAUAUGACCCCAGCACCAGGCGAUGUUCCUGCCAAGGCCGAGGUGGACGACUUUCUGCGGCGCAAACGCAAGGCGCGGGAACACAAAGCGUGCUAUCCGUGUCGACAACGAAAAGUUCGCUGUGACCUUGCGAGGCCUUGCCGUACCUGUGUCGAGCGCGAACAUCCCGAGCUAUGCGACUACCAUCCGCCAAACAAGAAACAGAACAAUGGCUCUUCUUCGUCAGCAUCUCUUGCGUUGCCUAGCGCGAGUACCAGCAGCGGGGUUCCUGCAUCGAGCGCAAAUACCGUGACGCUGGCACGAUCUGAUUUUGAUCAUCUUUGUCGGAAACUGGAUAAUGUCGAAUCAGCUCUUGAGGAAUUGCGAAGGGAGAUGAGAGGAUCUAAUAGCAGACCACAUCAGCAAACUUCUGGCCGUUCUUCACCUUCAAGUACUACUCAAAAAGCGGAUGCUGCCCAACCAUGGAUUAACAAUCAGUUUACACGCCAUACUACGGUCCAUGGACUUCAUGCUCGGAAUGACUUGACUGGCCAAACUGUACAUCUGGGAGGUUCUUCGGUCCCUGCACUUGUCAUGGCUUUAGGACAAGGCGAUCGUGAACAACCUUCAGUUCAGGAAAUCCUCGGCAGAUCGAUCCUACCUAUGUUUGGUCUUGACAAUGAGACAGCAACAUAUCCAUUCGUCGAUCUUUGGGGUCUGGCUCACGGCUCUCUGGCACGCGCUCAAGAAUUGGCCAAAACGAUACCCACGGACAGUCAAUGCUUAUCCUUCUUCCGAUACUAUCAGAACCUUGGAAACAUCAUCUUCCCAGGUGUCGCGGAUAUCUCAACCUUUGAAAUGGACUUGACGCGCUUUUUGCAAAAACGUAAUGAGCAAAUGGGUGUUGCUGGAUCUCUACCAGAAAAUAGUCCCCUUCCUGGAGUCACUGAGCAGGCAAUUUACGACAAGAAUUUGGAAUGGGUUGGUUUACUAUUUGCUGUUCUAGCGAGUGGUUGCCAAUGUUCUGGUUUGCCGAGAAAAGAACGUGAAUUGACAUCUCAAGUCUACAUGUGCUGCAGUUUCGAGUGCUUACGUUUCACCAAUUUCCUGUCACAUGUGACUCUGGAGAGUAUUCAGACUUUGUUGAUUCUCGGCAAUGUCAUCUCCAACAACAUGAACGCCGGAACUUCCUGGUCUCUUAUGGGUCUGACGCUACGCCUAGCAAUGAGUCUUGGUCUGCACCGUAGCUGCCCACCUGCCGCAGACAUCGAGACCAAGGCUAUUCGCUCCAAGGUCUGGUGGUCAAUUGUCUGGCAAGAUAGUUUACUAUCAAUCACGUACGACAGAGCAGCUACAACAGCAUACAUUGACCCCUCAAGCAUGCCAGCACCAGAUGCGUACACGCAAAUUCCUCCUUAUCAUUUGGCAAUGUACAGACUCUGCAGCGUCGGUCUGGAGAUUGUACGCGAUCGCACUAAGACCAUGAGCUCUCGCGAGCUGUUCGCCAGAAUCACAAACCACAGGAAUGAGAUUGAUGAUAUCAUGGCUGGCACUGCUGACUACCUGCGCGACUCGCGUACCUGCAAGUCUGUGGAAGAGUCACUCGAGCACUGGGCUCUGUACCUACACGUCUCAUACAUUGUCUCCGAACUCUGUCGACCGGCCAUCAGUCCCAGCACCGCCAGCUACGAACUCUCCAAGGCCUUCAAGCAAACCUGCAUCGACAGCUUGGUCAGCACAGUCGAAGCUUUCCUCGGCCUGCAAAACAUCACGCCCUACGCAAGACAAUCCUGGGCCGCCGUCCACCGCAGUCUUUCCUCCGCUCUCCUCCUCGGCAUCAUGGGUGAACACGCCCACAACGAACGCGCUCGCCGUCUUCUCGGCAGAUUCGUCGCCCUCAUGUCAGAUAUGCAAUCGUCACUCGACCCACAAGAACUCGCUGCGCCCAUGGAAAGAGCAAUCACCGCACUCAAGAAGCUGAACAUUCAAGAGUCCAGACCGCCGAGGUUUAUCGAGGACAUUGCCAUGGGUGGGGCUUCGGCGCAGAGUGUGACGGAUAGUAGUGAUAGUCCUGGUAUGGCUGGGGUGGAUCAUUCGAGUGUGUUCCCAUCAAACACUUCGGCGUUGGUUGAUGAGGAGUAUUCGCCUUAUAGCGUGCUCAACUCGAUCUUGUGGGGACAAGGUACUACGCCUUGAGUGUGACGGAAGGAAAGAGCUGUGGUGGAGAAGAGUCGCUGUACACGAAGAGAGUAAUAGCUGAGACGUAGUGUAUAUAUACGAGUAACGUGCAUAGGACUGGCUGAAAGGAUAUAGAAAAAGCUCACAAAUACCAUAACCAUAAUGUUCAUAUAUCAAUGUCUAGCAGGAAAAUUAUGAAGU
Messenger RNA from Aureobasidium pullulans EXF-150, 2442 nucleotides. RefSeq lists its product as uncharacterized. Gene Ontology annotation, biological process: regulation of DNA-templated transcription; DNA-templated transcription. NCBI's taxonomy places the organism in Eukaryota, Fungi, Ascomycota, Dothideomycetes, Dothideales, Saccotheciaceae. Gene Ontology annotation, molecular function: zinc ion binding; DNA-binding transcription factor activity, RNA polymerase II-specific; carboxy-lyase activity. The transcript is spliced from 4 exons. The coding region runs from base 67 to 2259 and encodes 730 amino acids. The record is from RefSeq and is a predicted model, not a curated record.